GGAAUACCAGGUUGGGCUCCUACAAGAUGGGAACCCGGGUCCCUGGGAGGGUCCAGUGAUGCUGGAGGUUCCCGGUAACAUCUCUCCUCCAGCCUUGAGUCUCCAGCCAGGACCCUAAAGACCCCUCAGGAACUCAGGGGGCUGGGGCUGGGGCGCCAUGGCGGAAGCGCGCCAGGCUGCUGAUUUCCCACCGUGGCUGCCCUCGGGCGGAGCACCAGAGGGUCUCCGUGGCUCCCUGCUGCAGGAGAUCUACCUGUGCAGCCUGCGAUCUUGGAGAAGGCACCUGGGGCGAUUCUGGAAUGACUUUCUGACUGGUAUAUUCCCCGCCAGCCCCCUCAGCUGGCUCUUCCUCUUCAGUGCAAUCCAGCUUGCCUGGUUCCUCCAGCUGGAUCCUUCCCUAGGCCUGGUGGAGAAGAUUAAAGAUUUCCUGCCAGAUUGGGGUGGGCAGCACCACUACCUCCGGGGGGUCCUGGCAGCUGCUCUGUUUGCCUCUUGUUUGUGGGGUGCCUUGAUCUUCACCCUUCACGUGGCCCUGAGGCUGCUCCUGUCCUACCAUGGCUGGCUUCUUGAACCGCACGGAUCCAUGUCCUCACCUACCAAGACCUGGCUGGCCCUGGUCCGCAUCUUCUCCGGCCGCCACCCAAUGCUCUUCAGUUACCAGCGCUCCCUGCCACGCCAGCCGGUACCCUCGGUGCAGGACACCGUGUCCAAGUACCUGGAGUCAGUCCGCCCCGUCCUCUCCGAUGAGGACUUCGACUGGAUGGCGGUGAUGGCACAGGAGUUCCUGAAGCUGCAGGCAUCGCUGCUGCAGUGGUACCUGUGGCUGAAGUCUUGGUGGGCGUCUAAUUACGUCACUGACUGGUGGGAAGAGUUUGUGUACCUGCGGUCUCGCAACUCACUGAUGGUGAACAGCAACUACUAUUUAAUGGACUUCCUGUACGUCACACCCACGCCGCUGCAGGCAGCUCGGGCGGGGAACGCCGUCCAUGCCCUCCUCCUGUACCGCCACCGGCUGACCCGCCAGGAGAUCCCACCGACUUUGCUUAUGGGGAUGCGUCCUUUGUGCUCUGCCCAGUUCGAGAAGAUAUUCAACACUACCCGGGUGCCAGGGGUGGAAAAAGACUCCCUCCGCCACCUCCGGGACAGCUGGCACGUGGCUGUCUUCCACCGGGGCCGAUUCUUCCGUGUGGGGACCCAUUCCCCUAAAGGCUUGCUGUCCCCACGGUCGCUGGAACAGCAAUUCCAGCGCAUCCUGGACGACUGCUCACCCGCCUGUCCCCACGAGGAGCACCUGGCAGCCCUCACAGCCGCUCCCAGGGGUAUGUGGGCCCAGGUGCGAGAGUCCAUGAAGGCCCGGGCUGCCGCUGCUCUGGAAGCCGUGGAAGGAGCCGCGUUCUUUGUGUCUCUGGAUUCGGAGCCAGGAGGCCUCACCAGGGAGGACCCAGCUGCUUCCCUCGAUGCUUAUGCCCACACCCUGCUGGCCGGCCACGGUCAUGACCGCUGGCUUGACAAGUCCUUCACCCUCAUUGUCUUCUCCAAUGGGAAGCUGGGCCUCAGCGUGGAGCACUCAUGGGCUGACUGCCCCAUCUCAGGACACAUGUGGGAGUUCACCCUGGCCACCGAAUGCUUUCAUCUGGGCUACUCGGCAGAUGGCCACUGCAAGGGACAGCCUGAUCCUACGCUGCCCCAGCCUCAGCGGCUACAGUGGGACCUCCCAGACCAAGUCCAUUCCUCCAUCUCUCUAGCCCUGAGGGGAGCCAAGACCUUGGCUGGAAACAUCGAUUGCCAUGUAUUCCCCUUCUCGCACUUUGGCAAGAGCUUCAUCAAACAUUGCCACCUCUCUUCAGACAGUUUCAUCCAGGUGGUCCUGCAGCUGGCCUACUUCCGGGACAGGGGUCGAUUCUGCCUGACUUAUGAGUCAGCCAUGACUCGCUUGUUCCUGGAAGGUGGGACGGAGACAGUGAGGUCUUGUACCAGGGAAGCUUGUAACUUUGUGAAAGCGAUGGAGGACAAGGAGAAGACAGACUCACAGUGCCUCACCCUGUUCCGCCUGGCUGUGGAUAAACACCAGACUCUGCUCAAGGCAGCCAUGAUUGGGCAGGGGAUCGACCGGCACCUCUUUGCACUCUACAUUGUCUCACAAUUCCUCAAUCUGCAGUCGCCCUUCCUAUCUCAGGUUCACUCGGAGCAGUGGCAGCUGUCCACCAGCCAGAUCCCCGUGCAGCAGGCACACCUGUUUGAUGUCCACAAUUACCCGGAUUAUGUUUCCUCGGGUGGCGGAUUCGGGCCUGCUGAUGACAACGGCUAUGGCGUUUCUUAUAUCUUCAUGGGGGAUGACACGGUGACCUUCCACAUCGCCAGUAAGAAGUCAAGCACAAAAACAGACUCACACCGGCUGGGCCAGCACAUUGAGGAUGCCCUUCUGGACGUGGCCGCCCUAUUCCAGACGCGGCAGCAUCUUAAGCACAGAUUCCGAAGGGCUGGAGAAGAGUGCUCCGGGUACAGGCAGAGAUUUCCCUCCAGAAAGACUGCUCCCACAGCACCUACUGAACUCUGACCCCUCUGACAGGAGAGCCAGGCGCAGGUCCCUACAGCUGGGCUGGCACAGGCUGGAGUGGCCCAUGUUGGUGGUCCCACAUCAGGCCAAUAAAGAGGUGUGAGCUGGGUGUAAUGUGUGCACUGUGCUCUUGGGCAGGGAUGGUGGAGGUGAGGGGUCAGGGUGAGCGUGAGAGCUCUCUUCCAUCCUUGAACUAUCCCAGCAUGGAUUCAGCUCCAUCCUCAACCCAUAGACACCUGCCAAGAGUGGUCCCUUCCUACUGUUAUCGACCAAACCCUCAGCCACUGUGGACCAGACAGCCCACAAACCCAGCUUCUCCUCCCAUCCACC
Molecule: messenger RNA, 2887 nt
Organism: Perognathus longimembris pacificus (Pacific pocket mouse)
Lineage: Eukaryota; Metazoa; Chordata; Mammalia; Rodentia; Heteromyidae
Gene: Cpt1c
Product: carnitine palmitoyltransferase 1C
Exons: 20
Coding region: 158-2557 (799 amino acids)
Biological process (GO): fatty acid metabolic process; carnitine metabolic process
Cellular component (GO): mitochondrion
Molecular function (GO): carnitine O-palmitoyltransferase activity
Source: RefSeq, a predicted model, not a curated record